AUGGCUCCGCUGCUGCAGUGCGCCCUCUCGGCGGGGCUGAUCGCGGGCGCGACGUCCCUCAAGCAGGAGGGGGCCACUGGCCCCAAGAGCAAGUUUUGGAACAGGUUCGGGUCCCUGCCCGAGAACGCCCCAGAGUGGUGCAAGAGCGAGUCGGCCCUGACCUGGGAGGAGAAGAGGCAGAGGGUGGCCCAGCACGCGACGCUGAUGUGGGCGAAAGAGUCGCUGAAGGGGCUGCACGAGAACAACACGACGGCCCCCCAGUGGAUGGAGGACAUGGUCGCAAAGGACGCCCGGCAGGGCCAGAUGAAGUGGGCCGUCCAGGAGGCCAAGCGCUUGAGGGCGGAGAACAAGGAGGUCCCGGAGUGGAUGUCCGCCCUGGUGGAGGAGGACAGCAAGUGGGCCAACCGCUGGGCCGCGUGCAAGGUCGCGGAGCUCGAGUAUUCCGGGGAGGAGCCGCCCGAGUGGAUGAGGGAGAACGGCCGCAGGGGCGUGUUCGCGGCCGCGGCCGAGAAGCUGGCCGAGAUCCAGGAGCAGCUGGACGAGCUGGUGGCCCUGAAGGAGAAGGAGGUCGCCCUGGUGCAGGCCAAGGGCGACAUCAAGCUGGCGGAGCGGCACCUGAUGCUGGCGCACCGCGGGCCCCCGGGCGUCCGGCCGCAGGCCGCGCGGAGGGGCCAGAACCUGUCCUGGGCCGCCGCGCAGCAGAGGCCAGAGGUCAACUUCUUCGGGCUGUAAGGUUUCGCCACGGCUUCACGGUUUGAUGACGGCGGUUGCCUGGGGAUGCUCGGGCUCCGCUCGGUAUUAGAUCCUUGCGUGCCUCCUCGUGCUAUCAUUUUGACUGUAGUCGCCUGGUGAUCUUCCGUGCCUCGCCUGGUGGGAUCUCCUCCUGCCGUCGCCACCUGCAUUUUGAUCUCCUGGCUGCGCGUUUACGCUCCGUUGCUUCACGGAUGCCGCGUUGGAGCGCUCCGCACCUUUUGGCCCCCAGAUGUUGGAACCUCCACUCCUUGUCGUACUUGCCCUCCUCCUCGAGCGCUUGCCCGCGCGUUGAUUGGCCCGGGCAGGUUUUUUGUUUAGGUGGCCUCGGGGGCAGGCGUGGUCCGCCCCGGCCGCCGCCGCCAGAGUCGAGACGGUGCACAGCAAUCGCUGCGCUGCUGGGGGGAAAAGAAGAUCAGGAGGGG
Molecule: messenger RNA, 1175 nt
Organism: Prorocentrum cordatum
Lineage: Eukaryota; Dinophyceae; Prorocentrales; Prorocentraceae
Source: the annotation of a GenBank genome assembly